AUGGGCAACUGCAAUUUUCGAACCGAAAACAAUGACCCUUCUAUAUGUAACCACUAACUCCCCCCCCCUCCGUAAGUGAACAAAACCAUUAGAAAAAUCGCUAUUUUUUGCCCAAAAACCCACCCUCCGUGAGUGAACAAAAAUUUUUUUAAUAGAAAAAUUUUUUAUGGAAAAAAAUUUUUAUAUAUAAAUGAUAAUCAGUAUCAUGAAAUCUAGAGCUAAUUCUGUUUAAUUUUGAACGGAUUGCUUUUUAAAGUAUAAUUUUUAUAAAUUAAAUUAAUAUUUGCUUUCCAAUUUUUGCGAAUUAGGGAUUUUUUUUAAAUUUUCGAAAAAAAUUUUUAUAUAAAAUAUAUAUAUAAAUUUUUUAAAAAAAAAAAAUUAAUCCCUCCGUGAGUGAACAAAAUUUUUUUGUUCACUCACGGAAGGGGGGGGGGAGUAAUCAGCUCUGACCCAUCAUCAAUUCCAAUUCCAGUACCCAAUUGGCAAAGGAGGCUUUGGCAAAGUAUGGCGUGUUGUACACAAAAAAACAAAAAUCCCUUACGCUAUGAAAGAAAUGCAAAAGCGGAGGAUUAUUCACAAAAAAAGCGUGCAUUCAGUAAUGAAUGAGAGAAGACUACUAGCGAUUCUUCGUCAUCCCUUUAUCGUUAAUAUGAGAUUUGCAUUCCAAGACCGAGAAAAUUUAUUCUAAAUAAUUAAAACCAUUAAAAAAAAUUUAAAAAAAUUAUAAAAGUCCUUAAAUAUUAGCAUAAAAUAUAUAUUUAGCUAUGGAUUUGAUGCCAGGAGGAGAUUUACGUUAUCAUCUAGGCAAACAGAGAAGAUUUACAGAGGAACAAACCCGCUUUUUUAUCGUGUGCAUUUUAAACGGCCUUGAAUAUCUGCAUAUGAAUGGGAUUAUUCAUAGAGACAUUAAGCCAGAAAAUUUAGUUUUAGACGAAAAAGGCUAUGUCAGACUAACCGACUUUGGCAUUGCUAGGAUCUGGCAGCCUGAAAACGGCAACGAAACCUCAGGAACUCCAGGAUAUAUGGCUCCUGAAGUAAUUUGUAGGCAAAACCACAAUAUCCAAGCUGAUUAUUUUGCUUUAGGUGUUAUCGUCUAUGAAUUUAUGCUCGGAAGAAGACCUUACCAAGGCAAAAAUCGGAAAGAAAUCAGAGAUGCGAUUUUAGCAAGACAGGCACAAGUAAGGAAACAAGAAAUCCCUGAAGGAUGAUCUGUGGAGGCUGCUGAUUUUGCCAAUAAACUUUUACAGAGAAAGCCACAGCAGAGAUUAGGGAUAAACGGACCAAGCGAAGUAAAAUCUCAUGCGUGGCUAAGAGAUGUGGACUGACAGAGAAUUUUUGAAAAAAGGCAGGCUUCACCUUUUGUGCCAGGCCAGGAAAAUAAUUUUGACAGUAAACAAGUAAUGAAUGAAUGAAAAGAUGAGGCGGAAAUUUCCGAAAUAAAGGAGUCGUCGAUACAAGACUUGUUUGUGGGUUAUUUCUUUGAUGCAACUUUGCAGCCGGAUAACAAUAUUACCCAGCCAAAGGAAAAGGCAUUAAAGAGUUAA
Blepharisma stoltei is the source of this 1544-nucleotide messenger RNA. The record is from the annotation of a GenBank genome assembly. NCBI's taxonomy places the organism in Eukaryota, Ciliophora, Heterotrichea, Heterotrichida, Blepharismidae.